Messenger RNA from Phytophthora nicotianae INRA-310, 270 nucleotides. RefSeq lists its product as hypothetical. Bases 1 to 270 code for a protein of 89 amino acids. Lineage: Eukaryota; Oomycota; Peronosporomycetes; Peronosporales; Peronosporaceae. The transcript has a single exon. The record is from RefSeq and is a predicted model, not a curated record.
AUGGAAUUCGACAAACCAGCGACGUCGGCCGAUUCAGUAAAGUUGAAGCGACGUCAAGGUGCUUGUGAGGUGGAGUAUAUCGACACCGCACACCAGAAAUUCUACAAGUAUCUAGUGUUAUACUGGACUAAAUACAAGACCGACCAGGAAGCUUUCGUGUCUCGCUACUUGGCUUUAGUCCAGAGUCCUGGCUUUGGUAAGAGCCGACUCCUGCGUGAAGUAUCCAACAUGGCGAAGACUAAUGGUGGAGACUCUGGAAUUAGUCGAUGA